AUGGCAUUUGAAGAGUACAUCAGGCGCGCCAUCUUGACCGGCCGGACGUACGAUGACCUGCCAGCCAGGGUCAAGGCGAUCCUGCCGCUGGCGGAAUGGCGCGCAAAGGUGCGCGAGUUCUGUGUCCUGCGCGGCUACCCCUGGGCCACCAGUGCAGCCCGCCAUGUGUGCGGACAGCAGGAGUAUUACGAUGACCUUCUUGCCAAGUACAAGGCCUGGGGCAGGAUCUUCCCGUACCACCUGUCAGAAUAUGUGUGCCGCGUGCAGCGCGCGAGCCCCUUCAAAUACUACAGCGAUGUGCUGUUCCUCACGCUCAAGGAGGAGCGGUCCUACGACACGAUACCAAACUUCACGGCCGCCGACGCGCUCCGGGUGACUGGUGUUGGGCGCAACGAGUACAUAGCCAUCCUGAACGCCUGCAAGGCCAAAAAGUUGAUGUGGCGCGUCAACAAGGCGCUCGCCCGCGACCUGCUUCCACAGGCCGAGCAGGAGACCCGGUUGGAGCCGUGGUGGCUGGUGGAGGUCACAAACGUUGGCGAGGCCGAGUUCCGGGAGCUGGCCUCGCCAGAGGCGGGCCUCCUGCGGGCCGCCUGCGACGGCCGCAACGCGCCGCCCCUGGUGUCCAAGUUUGAGGCGCCCCUGCUGCGCCGCCUGCACCGCCAGGGUCUGGUCUACUUUGAUGUCCCCAUCACGCCCGGCGACAGGUUCAGCAUACCGCCCCUGGAGGGCUUUGUGUCGAACCGCACCGCGGACGCCAGCGCCAGCGGGGCCGACCCCGUCGAGUCGCUGCUGUACGCGGCCUUCGUGGCCAGCAGCGAGAGGCUGGCGCUGGCUGACCUGGCGGGGAUACUCAACGUGCCAGUGGAGGAGCUGCAGGUCGCUAUGUCGGUCGCCUGCCGCCUCGGCUUCGCCACCCGCCUCCCGCCCGCCGCCGACGCCCCCACCCGCCCGCUCGGCGCCGCGGCAGCAGCAGCUUCAGCCGCCGCCGGCGGCGGCGUCGCCCGCUUGCCGGGCGCGAGCACGCUGUCUAUUCCGGAGGAGUUGGAGGAGGACGGCGGCAUGCCGCUGGACCCGGCACAAACCGGCGACGGCGGCGGCGGCGGCGGGGGGCCGGCCCGCGGCGAGGGCGGCGCGCCGCCACUGGCGGACGGCGCGGCGAUCGCGGUGGUUGUGGAUUCCGAGGCCACGUCAUACCUCAUGAUGGGCGCGCUCUCGCCGGGUGCGGCGGGGCGCGCGCUGGCUGCGGGCCUAAAGCGCCACGCGGUGUCGUUGUUCGAGGCGGGCCGCGUGAGCGGGGCUGAGGUCGUGGCGGAGCUGAUCAGAGAGCUCUGGGCCAGCUACGAGGCCGGCCAGGGCUUCGAGGGUGAGAUGCUGCAGCUGACCAACUACACCGCCGCACUGGCCACCCUGCUGGAGGCCGCGCGCGCCGCGGGCGGCGGCGCCCAGCUGGAGCUCGUGCGCAAGGAGUCCCUCGCGGGCCUGGACCCCACCGCGGCUGCCAAGGUGCUGGCACACGCCUACUGCGCCGUGCUGCCCAUAGCGCCGCUGCCCGGGCCACCGCUGCCACUCACUCCGUUCGGGCCGGGGCCCACGCACUAUGGGCCCUCUGCUGAGUCUGGAAGCCCCUGGCUGCAGCUGGCCCUGUACUCGGCUAGCAGAUCAGGCCCGCUGUCCCUGGUGCUCGCAGCCGGCCAGCGCCUGUGGCGCCUGCCCGCGCAGCUGGAGCACUGCACCCACGCGCUGCUCUGGGGCUGGGACCCCGAGCCGCGCGCUGGGCUCGACACGCAGCCGCUCCUGGUGGAAGGCCCCUUCCUACUGGCAUCCCUCAAUGACCUGCUCACGCGCGGCGCAGUCCUGGCGCAGCCGCUGCUGUCCAGCCGGCCGCUGCUGUCGACGGACGCGGCCCCGCGCCCCGCCGGCAGGCUGGGCGCCGCGGCCGCGGCGGCGCCCCUGGUGGAGUUUGCUGAUGUCGCGCUGCCCUUGAGAGGCACCAGCAGCGCCGGCGCGGCGACGACCGACUCCCAGCAGCAGCAGCAGCAGCAGCAGCAGCAGCAGCAGCAGCAGGCAAAGGGGCAAGGGGCCGACGGCGGCGACGGCGGCGCGCACGGCGGCCUGCGCGUGCAGGCGGUCGCGCGGCGGUCGGGCAGGCAUGAGGAGAUCGAUCUUCCCGGCUGCGUCGUCGCGGCGCUGGGGGAACUCGGGCUUGAGCAGGCGGUGGGGUACCUGCGGGUGCUGCGCAUUGGGGGAGGCGGCGAUGGACACGGCAGUGGCGGCAACAGCGGCACGGGGGCUGAGGAGAGUGCCGGGGCGGGCGGCGCGGCGUGGGUGCCGCUGGCGGUGCAGCUGGGGGUGCCGCUGCACGACCUGCAGCUGUGCAAGGAUGUGUGCGCGGCGGCCGUGGCGGCCGAUUUUCUGUCGCCGGCCAGCCGCGCGACCCACACGGUGGCGGCGCAGCUGCUGCAGGCGCAGCUCUGGGGGCUGGUGGGGCA
Messenger RNA from Monoraphidium neglectum, 2489 nucleotides. RefSeq names its product Protein FAM91A1. The transcript is spliced from 15 exons. NCBI's taxonomy places the organism in Eukaryota, Viridiplantae, Chlorophyta, Chlorophyceae, Sphaeropleales, Selenastraceae. The annotation marks the transcript as partial. The record is from RefSeq and is a predicted model, not a curated record.